GUCGUUUACUGCGCUGACUGAUCGCAAACUGAGCGGACGAUCGUACCAUACGAUCUACCCCCAAUACGAGCAUUUUCGCCACUUUGGCCGUACGAGUGUGCUAAAGGUAACGAUUUCAUUGUGUGGUUCCGGUGCUGGUGUUACGGGCCGCGUGCUUACAGCUGCCAUAUCCUCUGUCCCUUAAAGCCGUUGCAUCCUUUUUUGCGAUCGUUCGUACGAGUACGAGUGCAGUGAUACGCGUGGUGAUAAAGUUUUGGUGCAACGAAAUUAGCUAAAACCAUCCCGCUUCCAUCCGGGGGUUUUGUCCUGGAACAAAUGUGAUAAACAAUUCUGGUGUACAUUUUAUCGGCGAAGAGGUAGAAUAGGUGGCGUACCAGGUGGAAAGACCAGCAAAGGGUUCGAAGCUGAAAAGUUUUUGUGUCAAUUUUUUUUUCUGUUUUGCUCGAGAUUGUUUGGUUUAUGUUUGACGUGUGAAAAGCGAGUUGGUGCUGAAAAGCUUAAGCCGGCUGCUUCGUACUCGGACCACCGCACGUGAAUUUAUACAUCGAACAUACACAGUAACGGCAACAAUGGCACCGAACGUGCUCGGCAACACGAUACUACUGGCCGAGACUUGCAUCGAGCAGGAGGAUCGCAAUAAUAACAAUGCACCGGUUGGCACACAGCAGUACAAGAACAAAUCCUUCCUGAAUGUACCACCAAAGCCGGCACCAGUUACAGAAGAGAUUAAGCCAAAAGAUGUCGCGAAGGUCCAGGGUACGAGUACGGGACGCCAUUAUCAGCAUGUGUACGUGUGGCGAAACAUUAUCGCUUUCAUCUAUCUGCAUCUUGGCUUUCUGUACGGCAGCUAUCUGUUGGUAACAUCGGCAAAAUGGAGCACAUUUUUCUUGGCACUCAGCUUGGGCUCGGGUGGCGCACUAGGCGUUACGGCCGGAGCACACCGGCUCUGGUCGCACCGGGCGUACAAGGCGAAGUGGCCGCUCCGUCUGUUCCUGAUGCUAGCGCAAACGCUAGCCUUCCAGAACAGCGUGUACGAGUGGGUGCGGGAUCACCGUGUCCAUCACAAGUUCACUGAUACCGAUGCCGACCCGCACAAUGCGACCCGCGGCUUCUUCUUCUCGCACAUCGGCUGGCUGAUGGUGAAGAAGCAUCCGGACGUGAAGGCGCGCGGCCGGGCAAUCGACAUGACCGACCUCGAGCAGGACGGGAUCGUGAUGUUUCAGAAGCGCUACUACGCCCUGCUGAUGCCACUGUUCUGCUUCGUCCUACCGACCUUUCUCGCGUACUACUUCCUCGACGAAACGUUUUCGAACGCCUGGUACGUGGUGGCCAUCUUCCGGUACGUGCUAUCGCUGAACGCCACCUGGAUGGUGAACAGUGCGGCCCACAUCUGGGGCACGAAACCGUACGAUCGAAACAUCUCACCGACCAACAGCACGUUAGUGGGGGUUGCAGCUUUCGGUGAGGGUUGGCACAACUACCAUCAUGUGUUCCCGUGGGACUACAAAACGUCCGAGCUUGGGACGUACAGUACCAACUUCACGACAGCUGUGAUUGACUUUUUCGCCCGUAUCGGCUGGGCGUACGAUCUGAAAUCGGUGUCGGACGAUCUGAUACGGAAGCGUGUACUACGUACCGGCGAUGGAACGCACCAGUACAGCGAGCAGGAGCUGAAUGCCCGCAUGGUGGAUUACAUCAACCAGCUGGAUCAUGAGUCUGAACAGGCCGUAUGGGGCUGGGACGAUAGGGACAUGAACGAGGAGGAUCGUCAGGAUGCCACCAUUAGGAAUAAGGCCGACUAGUGUCAGCCUUAUCAGAGUACACUAAUAGAGACUAGUGAAGGGGGGGAUUUUGUUGCACACUGAGCGCGCACUAAGGACACGCGCUCGAUGAGCGCUGGCGCUGCACAUAGUGGCACGGCGUGGCUACCAAUGGGGACAAAGCACUGGGGAGGUGUUACGUUAUGUUUAACUAUUUGUUUUUAAAUUUCUGUCCUUACAUAUUCCUCACGCACACACCUACGCAACCGUACAUUUUCUUUGCUGAGCGUUAAACAUUAUAUUUCUUCUAGCGUCUUAGGUAUGCGUUCGUAACGUGGCUAGAACUCAAAACGCUUCCACUUGAACUUAUGUUUUUUUUGUUUGCUUUUUUUAAAUUUCUCCCGACAACCUGGUCGUGAAUCGGGCUUCGCUCGAUGGCCCUUGCGAGUGUUUUUAACUCGUAACAAAACAUAAAUAAUGUAAGCCGACGAUUGUGACAAAGCAGAAAAAUGGAAGUGUAAUCGGGAAUGAAGAAACGAACGAAACAACAACCAAUGACAAUAUGCGACAGAAACAAGUGAAAAAAUGUGGAGAAGAACGCAGGAGACUAGCCAAUGGAUUGGGUGGCUUUAGAAAAGGUCGUAGAGAUCGUACCAGGGAAAAAAGGACGAAGGAAAAAAAACAAUAGUGUCGCGCUUUAUUUAUUUGUCUAUCGCUUUCAUAGUACUUAGUGGAUAAGCUUGAAUUUAAAUAAAAGACCUCAAAACAGA
This is a messenger RNA of Anopheles funestus (African malaria mosquito), 2530 nucleotides long. RefSeq names its product acyl-CoA Delta-9 desaturase. Lineage: Eukaryota; Metazoa; Arthropoda; Insecta; Diptera; Culicidae. Bases 570 to 1802 code for a protein of 410 amino acids. The record is from RefSeq and is a predicted model, not a curated record. The transcript has 5 exons. Gene Ontology annotation, biological process: unsaturated fatty acid biosynthetic process. Gene Ontology annotation, molecular function: stearoyl-CoA 9-desaturase activity; iron ion binding. Gene Ontology annotation, cellular component: endoplasmic reticulum membrane.